This is a messenger RNA of Choloepus didactylus (southern two-toed sloth), 1273 nucleotides long. RefSeq names its product apolipoprotein B mRNA editing enzyme catalytic subunit 2 (gene APOBEC2). The transcript has 4 exons. The coding region runs from base 105 to 779 and encodes 224 amino acids. The record is from RefSeq and is a predicted model, not a curated record. Lineage: Eukaryota; Metazoa; Chordata; Mammalia; Pilosa; Megalonychidae. Gene Ontology annotation, molecular function: cytidine deaminase activity; RNA binding. Gene Ontology annotation, biological process: cytidine to uridine editing. Gene Ontology annotation, cellular component: cytoplasm; nucleus.
CUCUAGCUCCUGCCUUCAGAACUCGGUUCUUCCAAAUGCAGGAGGACCGGGUUGGUUACCGUCAGCUCAGCUGAGCUCAGUGACUCCUGAGCCUCAGCCCCUCCAUGGCCCAGAAGGAAGAGGCCCCUGAGGCCACUGCAGCCACCUCCCAGAAUGGGGAGGAUCUGGAAAACCUGGAGGACCCAGAGAAGCUGAAGGAGCUGAUUGAGCUGCCACCUUUUGAGAUCGUCACAGGGGAGAGGCUGCCUGUCAACUUCUUUAAGUUCCAGUUCCGGAAUGUGGAGUAUAGUUCUGGGCGGAACAAGACCUUCCUCUGCUACGUGGUUGAAGCGCAGGGCAAGGGAGGCCAAGUCCAGGCAACCCGGGGAUACCUAGAAGAUGAGCAUGCAGCUGCACAUGCCGAGGAAGCCUUCUUCAACACCGUCCUGCCAGCCUUCGACCCAGCCCUACAGUACAACGUCACCUGGUACGUGUCCUCCAGUCCCUGUGCAGCUUGCGCUGACCACAUUGUCAAAACCCUUAGCAAGACCAAGAACCUGCGCCUGCUCAUUCUGGUGGGGCGACUCUUUAUGUGGGAGGAGCCAGAGAUCCAGACCGCCCUGAAGAAGCUAAAGGAGGCUGGCUGCAAACUGCGCAUCAUGAAGCCCCAGGACUUCGAGUACAUCUGGCAGAAUUUUGUGGAGCAAGAAGAGGGUGAAUCCAAGGCCUUUGAGCCCUGGGAGGACAUUCAGGAAAACUUCCAGUAUUAUGAGGAGAAGUUGGCAGACAUCCUGAAGUAAGCGACAGGACUCAGCCUCACGUCUGCCUGCUGCCACCAAGAAACAGCAGUGACAUGAACGGCCAUUUGGGACAUGCCUGUCUUCCUAAUACCACUUGGAGCCAGACAACAUGAGACACCAGCCAAUCCUACCGGAUAAGGCCCUCAAGAGGACUCAAAAUACACUUCUCAUGCUAUAAUUCAUUUAGGCUGUGCCUCUAUCUAUAAGGCUGCACUUGUGAAAGAGGAAAGUGAGCUGCAAGAAGAGAAAUGCAACCAUACGUAGGCAGCAGGCAUCCAUGGGGCUGAAGGUUCUAAUUACUCUUGGCUUAAGGCCAAGAUCCUCAGAACCAACGUGCAGAUCUUUUAAUACCUCCAGAAAUGGACUUUAUUUUAUUAAGAAUGAAAAACAGCAACAUUAAUAAAAGAACUAAAAUGUUGUAGUUUGUCUUUGGCCAGGUUUUUAAAGGAAUUUGGACAUUUGGAAGUGGCCAUAGACAGUGAGCAAAUUCAAGG